Bombina bombina (fire-bellied toad) is the source of this 5756-nucleotide messenger RNA. RefSeq names its product protein tyrosine phosphatase receptor type K (gene PTPRK). The record is from RefSeq and is a predicted model, not a curated record. Gene Ontology annotation, cellular component: membrane. Gene Ontology annotation, biological process: protein dephosphorylation. Lineage: Eukaryota; Metazoa; Chordata; Amphibia; Anura; Bombinatoridae. Gene Ontology annotation, molecular function: protein binding; protein tyrosine phosphatase activity. The transcript is spliced from 31 exons. The coding region runs from base 286 to 4638 and encodes 1450 amino acids.
AGCGGAGUUAGUUAUAGAGUAGAGAGGUGACGUCACGGACGCCUCCUUCUCUUCCCCUUAGCUGAGCCCCUGAAAGUAACUCUGGACCUGGGAAUGGUAGGAGCCGCUGCGGUUGUUGAGCAUGGGGAGCCGUAACCACGGAGCUGCGCGUAUACUACGGACCCUAAUGUAAUUCUUUACACUCUUGGCAAGUGACCCUAAACUGUGCAGCGGACCUGGGAGAUUUGGUUUUCCGUCUAUUUCCAUUUGUGAAACUACUACAAACUUACACCCUGGAAACUCGCGAUGGAUUUUGUGCUCUUUUCCCUGUUGCUGCUGCUGCUCCGUCUCGCUGGAUCGGCCAUGCCUCACUUUUCUGCAGGAGGAUGUACCUUUGAUGACGGCCCCGGACCCUGUGAUUAUCAUCAAGACCUGUAUGAUGACUUUGAUUGGGUGCAUGUCAGUGCUCAAGAGCCCCAUUACUUGCCUCUGGAAAUGCCACAAGGGUCUUAUAUGGUGGUUGAAUCCUCAAAACAUGAUCCUGGAGAAAAGGCUCGUCUACAGCUUCCUACAAUGAAGGAAAAUGAUACACAUUGCAUUGAUUUCAGCUAUCUGCUGUACAGUGCGAAGCGGGAUAGUCCAGGGACCCUGAAUAUUUUUGUACGAGUAAACAAAGGACCUCUUGCCAAUCCCAUCUGGAAUGUUACUGUGUCUACGGGCAAAGACUGGCUGAGGGCAGAGCUAGCCGUUAGCACAUUUUGGCCAAAUGAAUAUCAGGUAAUCUUUGAAGCAGAAACCUCAGGUGCGCGGGGAGGGUACAUUGCAAUUGAUGACGUUCAAGUUUUGAGCUACCCUUGUGAUAAAUCUCCUCAUUUCUUGAGGUUGGGCGAUGUUGAAGUCAAUGCUGGCCAGAAUGCUACAUUUCAGUGCAUUGCUACUGGGAGAGAUGCCGUGAACAACAAGCUGUGGCUUCAAAGGCGGAAUGGAGAAGACAUCCCCGUGGCGCAAACCAAAAACAUCAAUCACAGGAGGUUUGCAGCCACCUUCAAGAUGCGUGAGGUGACAAAGGCAGAUGAAGACUUAUAUAGAUGCGUGACACAAUCGGAGAGAGGGUCGGGAGUCUCAAAUUUUGCUCAACUCAUUGUUCGAGAGCCUCCUCGACCCAUUGCCCCACCUCAGCUACUUGGUGUUGGUCCAACAUACUUGCUUAUCCAGCUGAAUGCCAAUUCUAUCAUUGGUGAUGGACCAAUCAUUCUAAAAGAAGUUGAGUACCGCAUGACCUCUGGAACCUGGACUGAAACCCAUGCUGUGAAUGCACCAACUUACAAGCUUUGGCACUUGGAUCCAGACACAGAGUACGAAAUACGGGUUCUUCUCACUAGGCCAGGAGAAGGUGGCACAGGUCAGCCAGGCCCUCCACUUAUUACAAGUACCAAGUGUGCCGAACCAAUGAGGACACCCAAAACCUUGAAGAUUGCAGAAAUUCAGUCAAGGCGCAUUGCUGUUGACUGGGAGUCUCUUGGCUACAAUAUCACACGCUGCCACACCUUCAAUGUGACAAUUUGUUAUCACUACUAUAAAGGUCACAAUAUGAACAAGGCUGACUGUCUGGACAUGGAUCCAAAGGCUCCUCAGCAUGUUGUGGACAAACUGCCCCCUUACACAAAUGUUAGCCUCAAGAUGAUCCUAACAAACCCAGAGGGAAGGAAGGAAAGUGAAGAAACCAUAAUCCAGACAGACGAAGAUGUGCCAAGUCCUGUUCCCUCUAGUUCAUUGAAGGGCACACCUUUUGAAGACAAGAUAUUUCUGAACUGGAAGGAGCCCACUGAGCCAAAUGGUGUUAUCAUUCAAUAUGAGGUCAACUACAACAGUAUCAGAUCCUUUGACCCAGCAGUUCCUGUUGCUGGACCUCCCCAGACAGUUGUCAAACUGUGGAAUAGUACACAUCAUGUCUUCUCCCAGUUGCACCCAGGGACCACAUACCACUUCCUUAUAAGAGCUAGCACUGUUAAAGGCUUUGGCACUGCAACUGGAAUUAAUGUAACCACCAAUAUUUCAGCUCCCACGUUGCCCGAUUACGAAGGUGUUGAUGCAUCUCUCAAUGAAACUGCCACCACAAUCACAGUACUGCUGAGACCUGCCCAGGCCAAAGGGGCUCCUAUCAGUGCAUAUCAGAUUGUGGUAGAGGAAUUGCAUCCACAUCGGACAAAGAGAGAAACUGGAGGGAUUGAUUGUUACCAGGUGCCUGUGGCCUACAAUAGUGCAAGCAAUGGAGGCUCUCCUUACUACUUUGCUGCAGAGCUGCCCCCUUCUAACCUUCCUGAAGCAUUGCCGUUCACUGUGGGUGACAAUAGGACAUAUCAGGGAUUUUGGAACCCUCCUCUAGUGCCUCGCAAGGGUUAUAACAUCUAUUUCCAAGCAGUGAGCAGCGUUGAAAAGGAAACAAAAACUCAGUGUGUAAGAAUUGCUACUAAAGCGGCUGCAACAGAAGAACCGGAGGUGAUCCCAGAUCCAGCCAAGCAGACAGACCGCGUGGUGAAAAUAGCUGGCAUAAGUGCAGGAAUACUGGUAUUCAUCCUACUGCUACUUGUUGUCGUUUUAAUUGUCAAAAAAAGGAGGAGCUACUAUUCUUACUCCUACUAUCUUAAACUGGCAAAGAAACGCAAGGAUGCCAUGGGAAACACACGUCAAGAGAUGACCCACAUGGUGAAUGCUAUGGAUAGAAGUUAUGCUGAUCAGAGCACUCUUCAUGCUGAAGAUCCCCUAUCUAUCACUUACAUGGACUCACACAACUUCAGCCCGAGAUAUGAAAACCACACAGCAGCGGCUGCAGCAGCUGCAGCUGAGUCCAGUCGUCUCCUGGAUGUCCCGCGUUACCUAUGUGAGGGAACUGAAUCACCGUACCAGACAGGGCAGCUGCACCCCGCCAUCAGGGUAGCGGACUUAUUACAGCAUAUUAAUCUUAUGAAGACAUCAGAUAGCUAUGGAUUUAAGGAGGAAUAUGAGAGUUUUUUUGAGGGGCAGUCUGCUUCAUGGGAUGUUGCUAAAAAGGACCAGAACAGAACGAAGAAUAGAUAUGGGAACAUAAUUGCCUAUGACCACUCCAGAGUGAUCUUGCAACCUGUGGAAGAUGAUCCCUCAUCCGAUUACAUAAAUGCAAAUUACAUUGAUGGAUACCAGAGACCAAGUCACUACAUUGCCACUCAAGGCCCUGUUCAUGAAACAGUCUACGAUUUCUGGCGAAUGAUUUGGCAGGAACAGUCUGCUUGUAUUGUUAUGGUUACAAACCUUGUUGAAGUUGGCAGGGUAAAAUGCUACAAAUACUGGCCUGAUGAUACGGAAGUUUAUGGUGACUUCAAAGUUACUUGUGUUGAAAUGGAACCCCUGGCAGAGUAUGUGAUUAGGACAUUCACACUGGAAAGGAGAGGAUACAAUGAGAUCCGUGAAGUCAAACAGUUUCAUUUUACUGGCUGGCCAGAUCAUGGCGUACCAUAUCAUGCCACUGGCCUCCUCUCCUUCAUUCGAAGGGUGAAGAUUUCCAAUCCUCCAAGUGCAGGCCCUAUAGUGGUACACUGCAGUGCUGGCGCUGGUCGUACCGGUUGUUACAUUGUUAUUGACAUUAUGCUUGAUAUGGCAGAGAGGGAAGGUGUUGUAGACAUAUAUAACUGUGUCAAAGCAUUGCGUUCCCGUCGCAUCAACAUGGUCCAGACAGAGGAGCAGUAUAUUUUUAUUCAUGAUGCAAUCUUAGAAGCAUGCUUGUGUGGAGAGACUGCCAUCCCUGUCUGUGAAUAUAAAGCUGCAUAUUUUGACAUGAUUAGGAUAGACUCUCAGACCAACUCGUCACAUCUUAAAGAUGAAUUCCAGGUAUUAGCAACCCUAAAUUCUGUGACACCUCGACUACAAGCUGAAGACUGCAGUAUAGCCUGCCUGCCAAGAAACCAUGAGAAGAACCGUUUCAUGGACAUGCUGCCACCGGACAGAUGCCUUCCCUUCUUAAUUACCAUAGACGGGGAGAGCAGCAAUUACGUCAAUGCAGCACUUGUGGAUAGUUAUAGACAGCCAGCUGCCUUCAUUGUCACACAGCAUCCACUGCCAAACACUGUGAAAGAUUUUUGGAGACUGGUAUAUGAUUAUGGCUGUACAUCUUUAGUGAUGCUGAAUGAAGUCGACUUGACACAGGGAUGUCCGCAGUAUUGGCCUGAGGAAGGGAUGCUGAGGUACGGCCCCAUCCAAGUGGAAUGCAUGUCUUGUUCAAUGGAUUGUGAUGUCAUAAACAGAAUUUUUAGAAUAUGCAACCUGACCAGGCCACAAGAAGGAUACCUGAUGGUGCAACAGUUCCAGUACUUAGGAUGGGCGUCCCACAGAGAGGUGCCAAGCUCCAAAAGAUCUUUCUUGAAAUUGAUUCUCCAAGUGGAGAAAUGGCAAGAAGAAUGCGAUGAGGGGGAAGGCCGUACAAUUAUUCACUGCCUAAAUGGUGGCGGAAGGAGCGGAAUGUUCUGUGCCAUCAAUAUUGUGUGUGAAAUGAUCAAAAGGCAAAAUGUGGUGGAUGUUUUCCAUGCCGUGAAAACUCUUCGCAACAGUAAACCUAACAUGGUGGAAACCCCAGAACAAUAUCGCUUCUGCUACGAUGUCUCAUUGGAAUACCUGGAGUCGUCAUAGUUUUGCCAAACUUUAAUGCAUAUCAAGAUAUGUAUUAACUGCUCCAACAAUAAUCACUCCAGCCGAGGGAGAGGAGGAUUUUUACACAGGACCUUAUAUGUUUUACAAAACAGAAACAAAACAAACAUAUAAAAAAAAAAAUGGAAAUAAAAACUAAAACAAGUAUUUUUCUUAAGAAUUUCUGUAUCUUCAUACCAGGACUUGAGCUGUUUCUAUGACUGUACACAGUAUUGGUGGGUAGUGCCACAUGAUCAUGCAAUGGGAAGCAAGAAUUGGACUGUAUCUCUACGUGAUGAAGAUUUGUGUGAAUUGUAUAUGCAGCCGUCUUACAAGACAUAUUUUAGAGCCAAUCUGUUGCAUGGAUCUAUAUUUUGCAAUGUGGCAUUUAUCUCCUUUUUUUAAUAAAAUUUGUUUAAAUUGCUGAACAAAGCUGUGCAGAUUAAUAGUAAAUGAAUUUGGUUUACAUUUCAAAUGUCACAGAUCUUUAUCUGGCUUAUUAUGUUUUAAGUACAAUGAUUGCUGGAUUAUAUCAUUUAUAUUCUUUUCAAAGAAUCAAAAAAAAACAUAAGCCAAAGAGUUAAUUGUAGAUAUGUCAAUAUGGAGAAAGCACACUCUGUAUUUAUUGCUUAUUUACAUUCCUUCUUUUUAAUGGCUGAAGAAACAAUCAUUUUUCCUGAGGAAAGGUUUUGCUGAGAUUGACGGCGGUUUAUUUUUGUAUGUAUUCAAUGUAAGUACAAGAGAUUUGUUUUCUGCUUUGACUCAAGAACAUUGUUCUAAGGUGUUUUAUUGUGCUCAUACUUGUGAAUGAAAUCUAAGUGAAUUUGUAUGGUUCUGGACCAUCCAUAAAAAGAGGACCAAAAAGUUAUGUAUCGUUUUUCACAAGUUUAUUAGCUAAUCUUUGCUAAUUAUAAAGUAGACAUGGAACGUUGUCAGCGUUAUAGGAAAAUUGUUACAAAUGAUCCCUGAUAAUACUAAUCGGAAGCAUACAACACAUUAAUUCAGAUGAAGACGGUGGGUUAGCAUGAUUUAUCAAACUGUAUAUGUUGAUGUUUACAGACUUGUACGUUUUGGGCACAGAGUAAAGCAAAAUUAAAUAAAUGAAUACCAGAUUCUAGGUU